Mollisia scopiformis is the source of this 2556-nucleotide messenger RNA. RefSeq lists its product as uncharacterized. Bases 1 to 2556 code for a protein of 851 amino acids. The transcript is spliced from 2 exons. The record is from RefSeq and is a predicted model, not a curated record. Lineage: Eukaryota; Fungi; Ascomycota; Leotiomycetes; Helotiales; Mollisiaceae.
AUGCCGCUUGAAGCGCUGUCAAAUGAGCUCCUCGUCGAGAUUGCUGAGUGGGUAAACGAGACAUGCGAUACUCAAACUCUUCUCGACCUGGCUCUUUGCUCUCGCCGUCUAAAUGCUGUGGCUACACCGAUAAUGUACCAAUCCUUCCACUCUGGACACCGAGAUGUCCUUCCAGUCUUCCUGCGGACACUGCUAGCUAAGCCCGAAUUGGGCUUACGAGUCCAGAGCUUCUCCGCUCCAAUGCAUGCCCACUGGGACCGGCGUGGCUACAUGUCAGGAUACGGGAAUGAAGACUUCAUGAGAGCUCAAGCUGCGGUUGAGUCUAUCUACCACGCGCUACCGGUGGAUGGAGGUGUCCAAAUGUGGAUGGCACGUAUAUCAACAGGCAACUGGCAUGCGCUCGCCGCCCUAGCUUUUUUCCAUAUGCCGAACUUGAGAGACAUCGAGAUAUCUCAAUACGACGUCCUAGAUCCGUAUGAUGGAAUUCUAGAUCGUGGAUACUUGCACUCAAUUCCUGCCACCCUUGACUUCUUGGCCGAUUCGAAAGAUCACCUCAACUCUCUGGAGCGCAUUGAAAUCCUUCCAUACGACCCACUUUAUGGCUUCAAUUUCAAGUCAAUUUGGUCUUUUUUUCGUAGUAAUUCAGUGAAGACUGUAACUAUCAGUUGCGUUGUAGGAGCCGACCUCGAUGACCAAGCCUCACGAUACGAGACUGAAGAAAUAGAUUUCAAAAGAAGUUGCUGCUCAGGAGAGCCGAUGAUUCGUUUUCUUCGCUGCUUUCCACAGUUGAAAGCGUUCUCAUAUGAGCAUCUGGAAGGACCUAUCGACUAUGUUGAGUUCGAUGCUCCAAGAUUCGGGCAAGCCAUUGCGCAUCUCAAACCAUGCUUAGAAUACCUCCAUAUUUCAAAUGGUGGCUACGAUGAGCUGGUAUUGAACCAACCUCACCUUGGGACCAUCGGCUCUCUAUCUGGCUUCCGUGCUCUAGAGAUACUCGAGAUAGACGCCGAUACUAUUCUCGGACUGUACCACGGCAAUGCUGGAGAUCCAGAUGAGCUCUCCUCUGGAGCAAAUGCUCGAAGAAAGUUAUACAAGUUGUUGCCUCGCUGCUUAGAGUAUCUCCACCUUAGGAAUUGCUCAAACUCGAUUGUUGGACAGCUAUGGGAUGUUAUUGAUUGGAAGAAGAAGGCUGAUGCGUCUCUGUCUUCUUCUUUCAUCCACAACCACAUCAUACUCGUCGAUAUGGCGACGCUAUCGGCACUGUCUAAUGAGAUUCUGGUCGAUAUCGCUGACAAAGCGGGCUCCAUUGACGGCACCACUACACUUCACAACUUAGCACUCUGCUCACGACGUCUUAACUCUCUUGCAACUCCCAGUCUCUAUUCCUCGUUUCCAAACAAGGAUGUACCAAAGUUUCUACGAACGCUGAUUGCCAAUGCCCAACUAGGGUUCAUGGUAAAGCAUUUCUCGGUCAACGUGGCUUCAGCUGAACCACUAGGAAAUGAAUAUCUUCAAGUCUUUGAGUCUGCAAUCGAAGAAAUAUUCAACUCGGAUGUAGCUUUGAAUUGGAUGAACAGUCUACAUCAACCGAAGCAAGAGGAGUUUGCUGCAGUUACGUUGUUUUACUUGCCCAACCUAAUCCAUCUCGAACUCCAACAUUGUGGAUCUUUCUCUCAAUACCAGCCAUGGUCCAUCCACUGGGCUCUUGAUCUCAUGGCAAACAACCAGAUUAACUCAUCUGGCUUUUAUCUUCAGAACCUCCAAAUAAUCAGCGCCACGCACCGCGGUUUGACCGGGUUUCAUCUGAAAGAACUUUUUCACUUCUUCAAACUCAACUCAGUCAAGGAAGUCAGAAUACAGCCCGCCUCUCAUGAUCUGUGCCGAGGCGACUUUGGUUACCAGUUCCCGACUGAAAGGUUAGAUAUCCAAGAUGGGCUUUGCAGUGGCGAUAGCUUAACAAACUUCCUCGGAUACUUUCCCAAGCUCAAAAGCCUUAUCUAUCACCAUGACUACAAUUCCAUGAUUGAAUUCAACCAAUACAGACUUCGACUGGCUAUCGGACGUCUCAAGCAUUGCCUGGAAGAGUUGUCACUGACAACUGGCGAGACUCUUUUUGAGACAUUUACAAGCGGCUUCGGAUCGAUGGCCGAAUUUGGAGCGCUCCGAGUGCUCGAGGUCGAUGCGAGCUUUCUUUUAGGACCUCAUCACAGCAACGCACCAAUCAUCGAUGAUAACGGACAGCAAAGCAUGCCAUUACGACUUUACAGACAACUACCAUCGCGCUUGGAAAAUCUUCGGCUCUUGAAAUGCAAGUCCACAAUCCUCGGUCAAUUGUGGGAUUUGAUAGAUUGGAAGCUGGGAAACAGUGCUCAACUAAAGCAUGUUUCUGUGAGCUAUCUAUACUGGAACACAGGACAUGACCAGUCUUCUGGGUCACGUGGAGACCAGAGAUUGCUGAGCUUGGAGAGCAUGAACAUGGACCUGAUCGAAGCAUGCCGUAAUGCCGGCAUGCUACUUCAGUUUCCACCACACCAAGCAGAGUUACUUGAUGGUCUGUAA